Chelmon rostratus (copperband butterflyfish) is the source of this 5737-nucleotide messenger RNA. It is a transcript of the gene gon4lb, whose product is annotated as gon-4 like b. Gene Ontology annotation, molecular function: transcription coregulator activity. NCBI's taxonomy places the organism in Eukaryota, Metazoa, Chordata, Actinopteri, Chaetodontiformes, Chaetodontidae. Gene Ontology annotation, cellular component: nucleus. Gene Ontology annotation, biological process: regulation of DNA-templated transcription. The coding region runs from base 63 to 5537 and encodes 1824 amino acids. The transcript is spliced from 31 exons. The record is from RefSeq and is a predicted model, not a curated record.
CAGUGGCUAGCACAGCUAGCAGAAGUCAACACGGUAAUAGAGUUGAAAUGACAGAGUAACAAAUGCCUGCCGUUUCUGACAUCAGUCUCACGCAGAUGGAGAGACGGCGUCCAUCUGAAGAGGACAUUUGUCCUCUGAAGUCCAAAUGUUUGAGGACAGGUGGAGAGACCACCGUCUUCAGGCUGGAUAGGAAAUCACUGACAGCAUUCACACCUCUCACAGGAAGUUCCAGUGAGGGCAGACAGGAAGAGGAGAGCACACCUGUGUCAGGUAGGGGGCUAAUGGGGGACAAGGGGGUCACCAUGGAGACCAGCGAGUCCAGUGACGAUGAACUGGGUCGACUGGACAUUGACCUGGACAGGAAGUCCAAACAGCACAACCUGACGUCCAGCAACGUGCGCGCCAUCCUGCACGAGGUGAUUACCCAUGAGCAUGUGGUGGCCAUGAUGAAAGCUGCCAUCAGAGACACUCAGGACCUGCCCAUGUUUGAGCCAAAGAUGACCCGGUCCAGACUGAAGCAGGCCUUCCAGCAGGGACAGCCACUUAACUGGAGUCUGUCAGCGGUGAACACAGCCACAGUCAAGCCUCCUCAGUUUGUUGAUAUUGAUCUAGAGGAGGAUGAAGACUCAUCAGAUGAAGAGUAUUGUCCUGAGGAGGAGGAGGAGGAGGAGGAAGACACGGCUGAAGAGACCUUCCUCAGUGAUGCAGACAGCUUGGCUUCGCUGGCAUCGCCCCCCAGAAUGCAUCGGGGCUCUCAGCCCACACUCUCAGCAGACCAGAGAUCUGAUGAACCCCUACAGAGAUCUCCAACACACCUGAGGGAACAGGUGAUGGCCUCCCCCUGCACUACUCAGCAUCUCCUCACUGCUCCUGAGUCUUCCUUCCUGGAGAGACUGAAUGCUGUGGAAGAGGAGCUGGACUGCAGCCCUGCCUACACCUAUAACCAGUGUCUGGACAGAAAAGCCGAUGAUGAUGAUGAUGGUGCUGGUGAAGAAGGUUCCGGCUGUUUGGCGUACCGCACGCGCUCCAAACUUCGUCUUGUUAACGUUCCUCUGGGUCAGUUGGAGGCGGAGCUUCUGGCCCCCGACAUUACAGCUGACAUGUAUGAGCAGACUGCCGCCCAGCAGGAGGAGGACCGUAAUUGGACAAGGUGGCUGCAGGGGCUCAUGGCCCCCGACAACGAAGAGGAAGCCGAUGAUGAUGACGAUCCAGAGUACAACUUCCUGGAUGACCUGGAUGAACCAGACCUGGAGGACUACAGGACAGACCGGGGCGUCCAGAUCACGAAGAAGGAAGUGAAUGAGCUGCUGGACGAGCUCUUUGAUACACUCCAGGAGGAGGAACAGGAGGAGGAGGCACCGUCACAGACUGGACCCAAAUUCAACAUCCCCCAGACUCUGCGUUUUGAGGCGCCGUUAGCUGGCAUGUUAACAGAGCGACGACGGACGGUCAGAAAACAGUACGAAGCUCUGCAGCAGAGGAGAGCCCUGCAGGACACGACCAACCAUCACCGAGAAAACAUAAACCUGAAGGAAACCCCCAGCCCGCUACCCAACACCGUCGCUUCCGUCUUAGUGCUGCCGAGCCAGGUGUGCCCAGCCCUCCGCCUGGACUACGCCCAGAAAAUGCAGCUACAACAGCAGAUACAGCAGCACGUGCAGCUGCUGACUCAAGUUCACCUGCUCUGUCGCCGUGUGGAAGCCUUGAACCAUGAAGUCUGCAUCACUAAACACUACCUGGAAGAGCUGCAGCAGUUCGCCCGCCGUCAGGAGGAGGUUUUUCUCCCCAGCAGCUUCAGAGUGUGUAACCUGCAGGGGGCUCUGGAUCUCCUGCAGGAGAUGGAGAAGAGAACAGAGCCCCCUCCUGCUCCCGCUGCUCCUGCUGCUCCCAGACGCUGGCUUCCCGAGAUGACUCCUGCAACUAACAGCCACGCCUUCCCUCUCUUACCUGCCGACACUGCCUGGCUGUUCGCCACCAGACCAGUCUUUCUUUACCCAGAGCUACUUCCUGUCUGCAGCCUGGACCACACCCGAUACCACCGGAGUGUUUACACCCCAGGAGAGGAUGGUUUGAUCAUUUUGGGUCUGAAGCACUUUGAGGGGACGCUCCAGCCGGAUCAGCUGAUCUGCUCCUACCUCCUUUGCAAGACUCGAUGGAACUUCAGGAAACACAUUCGAGAGAUGAGUGGACCAAGAGCACCACGCGACAAUGUCAUCAAGAGGUUCCUGAUCGAGCGAAUUGUCCCCACGCUGCCACUCGCUUGCAGCAGAGUUCAGUCAGGAGACCAGCGCCCCCCAGUGGACAGAAACACCUCCAAUAUGCCAAACUGGCUCAAGAACAGUCAGCUGAUCAUCCAGAAGACCCGACUAAUCUCCACCUGCUACCCCCCCUCCCUCCCCCCAGGCUGCACCCUUAGGCUCCACCCGUACUGGCUCAACAAGUCUCGCCCCCCACCCCCCCCUCGCAAACGCCUCAUCACCUUAGCCCACAAUGCAUCUCUGCUUCCACUUGCCAAAGCCCCCGCAGACAAACAGGUGGAAAGACAGGUAGACUCGUUAGGAGAGAGACAGAUGGUGAGACAGGCAAAGAGGCUACCAAACAGACGGGUAAAGGGACAGGUAGACAUGCAGCCAAUCAGCUACCUGUCCCUCCCCUCUGCAGGUGUCACCUUACUGUCUGACUCCCCUAGCUGUUUUAGGAAUAUGUACAGUCAUACAGUCCCCACUCCCUCCGUCUGUACUGACAUCAUCCAGUCCUGUCUUCCUAUUGGUCAGAGGACGCCGCACAGCAUUACUAGGCAACAAGACCGUGGCCCUGUCCCCUUUCUCCUCCCCCUCCCCGCCCUGACCAACUCUGAGUCUGCAGAUCCCAUAACGUCUUGCUCAGCUGCCACUGUGAAGCCAGGGUACUUCCUCCUCCAGAUGAUGUGGACACCAGCAGCUCCACCCACAGCUCCCCCCACCGUCACCUCCCAGCAUGCUCUAGGGAAACAGAUCAACAGACUGGAGGAGGUGAAGACGCAGGUGGAGGUGAUGAAGAGGGGAGAGGGGGAGGAGAUGGAGAGAAGGAAACAGGUAGAGGAGGAGAGUUUAGCUUCACCGUCGACACUAAGUCCUCUGUCGUCCUGUGCAGGAGAGAAGGAGGAAGGGGAGAGCUGGACCGUUGUGGGGGUGGUCAGUUUGAAUGGAGGAGAAAACACUGGUGGAGAGGAGGAAGGUGGAGGAGGAGAGGGGGAGCAGGGAGGCGAUGGGGAAGAGGAUGGACAGAGGGAGGACGGGGGAGGAGAGAGGGAGGAGGAUGGAGAGAAGGAUAAGGAUGAAGAUCAAGACCGGCAGGGCGAGGAAGAAGAGGAGGAGGACUUUGAUGACCUCACACAGGAUGAAGAUGAGGAGGAAGUGAUGUCAUCAGCGUCAGAGGAGUCAGUGCUGUCUGUUCCAGAGUUACAGGAAACCAUGAAGCAGCUGACAUGGCUCGCGGCGGAGCGGCGGCUCUGUGCAGAUGGAGAUUCAGAGGAGGAUCACUCUCCGACCUCCCCCUGCUCUCAGGAAGAGGAGGAAGAGGAGGAGGAGGAGGGGCCUAAAGGGGAGGAGUCAGGAGAAGGGAGGAGCAAUAAGGAGGAAAGAGACGAGAUGCCAUCCGGAGAGGGGACCCCCAGAGGAGGAGGGAGAUGUCCUGGACGAGGCAGAGGUCGAAGUAGACCUCUUCGUGGUUUGAGGAGGAGUCGUCAGGAGCGUCACAGUAAAGAUGCUGCAAAACUGUUACUGCUGUAUGAUGAAAACAUCUUGGACAAUGACCCGCACAGAGAGAGCAAAGACGUAGCGUUCGCCCAGAGUUACCUCAACAGGGUGCGUGAGGCGCUGCAGGACAUACCUGGGCAGGUGGAGGCCUUCGUGUCUCUGCUGAAUGAGUUCGAGCAGGCGGGAGAAGGACAGGAAGUGAUCUUGUUGUUCAGGAAACUGCGCUGCAUCCUUGGAGACCGGACGGACCUCCUUCGAGACUUUGCCGCCUUCCUGCACCCUGAGCAGGCAUUGCAGUGUGGACUGUUCGAGGAGCAGCAGGCGUUCGAACGCAGCCGUCGGUUCCUGCGACAGUUAGAGAUCAGUUUUGGAGAUAAUCCGUCACAUUAUCAAAAGAUCAUCAAGGCUCUGCAGACCGGUCCAGAUCUCAGUCCAACCAGCAUCCACGAGCUGAAAGCUCAGAUGGGCAUGCUGCUAAAAGGCCACAACCACCUACAAGCUGAAUUUUGGGUAUUCUUUGAAGAGCUACGGCCACCUCCAGCUCGACCGGGACAGUUUGAAGAAGCUCAAUGGCUGGAGGACGGAGGGGGCGGGUCAGAUGGUGGAGAGGGCAUUGGCCAGGUGCCCAGAGGCAGAGCCACCAGUGGCUUCGAGGAAGUGACGCUGCCAGAGCUCGAAGAGGAAGAGGAUGGGCAUAAAAUCCAACCAAUGACGAGCCGGCGCCAGAGGAGGAAAAUGGACGUUCACAGAAACUACAAGGACUGUGAUUGGUCAGAUAAAGACUGGCCUUGCCUCUGUCAUGACGCAAAGAUUCGCAGACAUAGGAGGAAAGGGUGCUCUCGCUGCCACGGCAACAAGCCCACAGGGGGUAUGUCCAGAGCCAUGAAGAGUCUGGACCCUCUGUACUCUCAGAUAAGCUCCACUCAUGAUGAACCAAGUGACAAAGACUUGGACCUGAAGGGGGACGAAGACAGUCCACAACCAGAUCAAAGUGGUGCAUCAUGGGAAGGCUCGUUCCCUCUGACUGAUGAGAAAGAGGAGGAGGAGUUGGAUGAUGAGGAGGAGGAUGAAGAUGAAGAGGAGAGGAAGAAUAGUGAGAAGGAGCAGAGCCUGGCCGUAAAGAGGAGCAGGAGAGAGGAGGCACUGCGACCCCCCAGCACCUCCACUAUUCCCUCUAUCGCCCCUGUCGCCUCUUAUAUCACCUCCUCUACCUUGCCCUCUACAGCCUCCUCCAACCCCUCCGCCUCCUCCAUGAUCUCCCAUACCUCUGUCGCUACCUCUUCUAUCACUUCCUCCAUCCUCACUUCUACCUCAGUUACCUCCUCUGUCUCCACCUCUCCCCCUGUCUGCACCUCCUCUAUCACAUCUGUCACCUUCUCCUCUACCACUGCCACUGUCUCCUCCAUCAUCUCCUCUUCCUCCAUCUCUCCAUCUGUCUGUACCUCCUCCUCUGCUUCCUCCACCCUCUCCUCCUCUGCUCCCUCUUCUCAUCCACGGCCCAGUCCUCCUCCUGACCUCCCUGUCUGUGCCAAAAACAUUUCUCUGACAGCGAGUGGAGAGAGAGUCAUCCUCUGGACCAGGGAAGCAGAUAGAGUCAUUUUGACAACAUGUCAGCAGGAGGGAGCCAAUCAGAACACGUUUCAGGCUAUCUCUACUUUGCUCGGCAACAAGACUCCCAGUGAGGUAUCUCGUCGGUUUCGGGAUUUGAUGCGUUUGUUUCGGACGGCGGCUCGUCAGACCAGUUCUGAGGACGAGGCUCCCCCCACUGAUCCAGCAGCAGGCAGUGAGGACAGAGACUGAUAUUAACCAAUCAAAACCAAGAAGAGCUGCUGGUUCAGCGGUAGAAAAAAGUUUGAUAUUACCAGGACUUCCACUGUGGAAGCUAAAUGUCACAGAUAUGUUCUGUACCGUAAAUGUAAAAAUGCAAAUAAGAAAAAUUCUGGUUACUUACUGUUUUUGAAAAAAAAGACUUUUUUUUAACAAUAAAACCAUUUUUUUGU